UGAGAGUGACUAGCAGGGACGGGUUCCCUCUCUGGCAAGAGCGGUGCACCCAUCUCCACUGCCUGAGUUAGUCAGGUCAGCGAGGAGGAGCCAAGCCAACAAAGAGGGGCAUCGCUGGCCCCACAGACACCAAGGGUCCCAGGGGAGAUCCAAAGCGAAGGGCACUGCUGGUCCCCCCCAAAAAAACAGUUAGAGGGGCAUAUAGGAGAGAAGAAAGCAUUGUGGAACCGUUAUCGUUUCAAGAAGACCUGGACUGGUUCCUCAGGAUCAAUGGGACCAGGCUAGAUCAGUAGGAGCUUUGAAAGAGGACGACUAAGAGUCUAGGGCGAUGGCGCUGAUUUGCCGCUAUCUGCUGGUGGUAGUGUUGUGGAUUGGGGACAGAGAAGGGGCUGGUGGUGAGCAGAUUAAGCAGGCCCAGGCUCCUCUUAUCCCUCAUCGGCCCUUCAUCGUAGUGUGGAACGCCCCCACAGAGUCCUGCCGCCUUCGCUUCAAGGUGGACCUGGACCUCAGCGUCUUUGACAUCGUGGCCAACCUCAACGAGACCCUUAGCGGGCCCAAUGUCACCAUCUUCUACCAUAGCCACCUGGGCUAUUAUCCUUACUACGCCAGCUCUGGGAACCCCAUCAACGGGGGCCUGCCCCAGAACCAGAGCCUGUCCAAGCACCUGAGCAAGGCCAGGGCCGACAUCGACAAGCUCAUCCCUCACAAGGACUUCCGAGGCCUGGGUGUCAUUGACUGGGAGAACUGGAGGCCCCAGUGGGUGCGCAACUGGGGCUCGAAGGACAUCUACCGCAACAAGUCCAAGGAGCAGAUACGGAAGCUCCAUCCAGAUUGGCCUGAGAGCAAGGUGGAGAAUGAGGCCAAGGAGGCCUUUGAGAGGGCCGGACAGGCCUUUAUGAACAAUACUCUACUGUUGGCCGAAAGUCGACGACCUGACGGCCUCUGGGGCUUCUACUUGUUCCCCGACUGCUACAACUAUGGCUACAAGACGCACCCGCAUCGCUACACAGGUGAAUGCCCCAACGUGGAGCAUGUCCGAAAUGACCAUCUGAUGUGGCUUUGGAGGGAGAGCACAGCUCUCUACCCCUCCGUGUACCUAGACUAUGAACUCAUGUCCUCGGCCAACACCGUCAAGUUUGUCCACUACCGCGUCAAAGAGGCCAUGAGGAUUGCCUCCAUCGCACGCACCGACUUCACCCUGCCUGUGUUCGUCUACUCUAGACCCUUCUAUGCCUACACCUUCACGGUCCUCUCAGAGAGUGACCUGGUGCACACUAUUGGAGAGAGUGCAGCUCUUGGGGCGUCAGGAGUGGUACUUUGGGGCUCCUCAGAAUAUGCUCGAACUCAGAGAAACUGCCUGACCGUGAAGAAGUAUAUUGAUGGCCCGUUAGGCCACUAUGUCAUCAACGUCACCUCAGCCGCCAAGCUGUGCAGCAAAGCCCUGUGCAAGAAGAACGGCAAGUGUGUGAGGAAGAGCCUCGACUCAGGAGCCUACCUCCACCUCAACCCCCGCUUCUUCCACAUUCGCCGCAACCUGGGCCCCCGGGGUCCCCGCUUCCACGUGAGCGGCCAUCUUAACAACCACGACAUCCUGGACAUGAAGCACAAGUUUACCUGCCAGUGCUACCAAGGCUGGACGGGGGUCUACUGCGAGAUGCCCCAGAUGCCACCGCUCCCUCCCAUGCCCCGACCUAGGGACAACAGCCUGCUAGGGGACAUACUGGUCAUCCUGUCACUUCACUUCUCCUGUCUGUGUGUCAUCAUGUUCCUUGGUCUCUGCCUCAUCAUCAAGUGCUUGAUACUGUAGAGAGAGGAGUACCCAGCAAACUGGGAACAUUCCCAGGACAUUAAAUAACAUUCUUAUUAAGUUCCAGCUAACAUUAGGAUGAUAACAUCCCACAAACAUUUUUAAUCACCAAAUCUUUUUUUAUAAGAAAUGUUUCAAAUGAAAUAUAAUUGGAAUGUGCUCCUAACAUUCACUAAAUUGUUGUGCACAACAUCUGGUUAAACUACCACAGAACAUUCCCCUAAGGUUCACAUUAGGUUGCCAGGGAAUAUAAUAACACAACAUUGUGGUAAUGUUCUCAGAACUUACUGGCGCAACAAAAUGUGGAUGAAAUAGUGGUUGUGUGGAAACAUUACCGGAGCGUUCUGCUGAUUGUGAUGGAAUUGUUAUUCAAAACAAUAAGCAGGGAAUAUUCCUACAAUGGUCUCAUGAAGUUAUAGUGUGACAUUAUGACACAAUGUUCCAAAAACAUCCCCGAACAAACUUCAGCAAUUAUGUCUGGAUUCAAUUGAAUAGGUUCUGAAAAAUCUGUCCCAAUCAUUCAAAUUUUAAAUAUUUGGAAGUAGAUAUAUUUCCUUGCGGUCAUAAAACAAUUGCCAGAAACUUUAAUAGAAUGCUGAAAUCAAUUCAAUCCGACCCCAGUAGACAGAUUAACAUCCCAAUUGCUUUCACUGGCAGAAAAUCUAUUGUCAAAAUGAAUAUAUUGCCACGGCUGAAUAUCUGUAGGUCAAUGCUUCCCAUGUCUCCCCCUUCUGGCUAUUGGGAUAAAAUUCAUAUUGUAGUUUCAAAAUGUAUAUUGAAAGGUAAGCAAUCCAGGAUACAAAUAAAAAACAUUUAGAAAUGUACAAAGAGGGAAAGACGUAGGAGGACUAUACGUACCAAACUUUAAAUUGUAUUUCCAGGCACUGAAAUUUCGCCCCAUCCUAAAUUGGUUUACUGAUAUUUCCCUUAAACAAUGUAAACUACGUUUUGGUCCUAUUGUUGCUCAUACAAUUUCUAUUUGGCACAUAAUGGUUUGAGAACAGUCCAAGAUUUGAAAAACACAUUCACAUUUCCAGGCAUCUCUUUCUAUAUUUACAACUUCGGUCAGCUAUGCUGGCCUAUGGAGUAUCUCGGGAAACCCAACUACCAAACCCUCCAAUGAUGGGAUUUAUAUAUAAAUGAUCUGGGCUACCAAAAGGAGAAAUCUCUUCCGUAUAUAAACACCUUUUGGAAAGCUCAUAUUCAGAGGUAGCCAUAAAAAAUGUAUGGUCUACAGAUCUAAGUGAAUUUGAAUAACCCUUUAACUGGAAAAGAAUAUGGAAACACAUAACCUUAGAAUCCCAUAAUCCGAACCAUCAAUGUAUAUAUUUUACAUUUGUUCACAGACUGUAUUUAAUACCAAGGAAAUGUUUUACUAUGAAAUUGGCCAUAAUUUAUUUUUUACUUUUCUUUUCCUGUAUAUACAGAAUGUAUUAUUACUUCAACUCUAAAAUAUUAUCAAAACUAUCAAUACGUUGUAGUUAUGUACCUUUUGUAAUGUUUUUUCAUGAAAAUGAUUCUUCUUCUUUUGAGUGGCAGCCCAUAGGUACAAUGUGUAAAAUAAUGAAUUGAAAAUAUAUGAAUGGAAUAAGAAAUCAUAAACAUUUAAAUAUUGUACCUGUAA
Molecule: messenger RNA, 3431 nt
Organism: Oncorhynchus gorbuscha (pink salmon)
Lineage: Eukaryota; Metazoa; Chordata; Actinopteri; Salmoniformes; Salmonidae
Product: hyaluronidase-like
Exons: 4
Coding region: 329-1807 (492 amino acids)
Biological process (GO): hyaluronan catabolic process; defense response; carbohydrate metabolic process
Molecular function (GO): hyalurononglucosaminidase activity
Source: RefSeq, a predicted model, not a curated record